Molecule: messenger RNA, 996 nt
Organism: Melopsittacus undulatus (budgerigar)
Lineage: Eukaryota; Metazoa; Chordata; Aves; Psittaciformes; Psittaculidae
Product: olfactory receptor 52B2-like
Exons: 1
Coding region: 22-996 (324 amino acids)
Biological process (GO): G protein-coupled receptor signaling pathway
Cellular component (GO): plasma membrane
Molecular function (GO): olfactory receptor activity; G protein-coupled receptor activity
Source: RefSeq, a predicted model, not a curated record
GGCCCUGAGCCCGGCAGCACCAUGUACGAGCUCAACGACAGCAGCUUUGACCCCAUCACCUUCGUGCUGAUGGGCAUCCCGGGCAUGGAGGAGUCCCACGUCUGGAUCUCUGUCCCCUUCUGCCUCAUGUACAUCACUGCUGUGUUCAGCAACGCGGUCCUGCUCCUCAUCAUCGCCACGGACCGCAGCCUCCACGAGCCCAUGUACCUGUUCCUGGCCAUGUUGGCCGUCGCCGACCUCAUGCUCUCCACCACCACCGUGCCCAAGAUGCUGGCGAUCUUCUGGUUCAGCGCACGCGAGAUCUCCUUCGAUGCCUGCGUCACACAGAUGUUCUUCACCCACUUCAGCUUCAUCGUGGAGUCCUCGGUGCUCCUGGCCAUGGCCUUCGACCGCUACGUGGCCGUGUGCCACCCGCUGCGCUACGCGGCCACGCUCACGCCCUCGGUCAUCGGCAAGAUGGCAGCGACCGCGGUGAUCCGCGCCUUCUGCAUCAUGUUCCCCCCCAUCUUCCUCCUCAAGCGCCUGCCCUACUGCGGCCACAACGUCAUGCCCCACACGUACUGCGAGCACAUGGGCAUCGCGCGCCUCGCCUGCGCUGACAUCAGGGCCAACGUGUGGUACGGGCUGACCACGGCGCUGCUGUCCUCGGGGCUGGACGUGGUGCUCAUUGCCGUGUCCUACGCGCUCAUCCUCAGGGCCGUGUUCCGCCUCCCGUCCCCCGAGGCGCGGGUCAAGACCCUGAGCACCUGCGGCUCCCACCUCUGCGUCAUCCUCAUGUUCUAUGUGCCUGCCUUCUUCUCCUUCCUCACGCACCGCUUCGGCCACCACGUCCCCAGCCACGUCCACAUCCUCCUGGCCAACCUCUAUGUCGUGGUGCCGCCGAUGCUCAACCCCAUCGUGUACGGGGUGAGGACGCGGCAGAUCCGGGAGCGCGUCACCCGCCUCUUCUGCCCCAUGGGGAGGUGUCCCUGUCCUGCCUGCGGGAGGAGGUGCUGA